CAAAUUGGCUCUCUUUUUUUGCCCGCUCGCUGGCGUUCGACGUUUCGUUUCCAUUCGGCAGACGACGCUGCUAUUGCCGUCUGCCGCCAGAGUUCGACCAGAGAGCAGAGAGUCGGAGAAAACAGGGAGAUGGGCGGGGGUAGAGGAGGGCCGAAGCGAGGACGGACGCAGCGUAGGCACUUCCGCCAGAGCCGCGAGAACGUGUGGAGAAAGAAGAACAGGACCGAUCCUCCCCCUUCCUCCGAUAACAACUCCACUUGGGAGCCCUUUGUCACCCAAAACCCCUCCUUCGAAGAGUACUACAAGGAACAAGGGAUCGUCUCGGAGGACGAGUGGGACGAGUUCCUCGCGGUUCUCCGGAAGGCAUUGCCUGCCGCCUUCCGGAUCAAUUCCAGCGGACAGUUCUCCAAGGAUAUUCGGUGUCAACUGGAAGAUGACUUCAUGAAGUCCCUCGAUGUAGAGGUGGAGUGUGAAAAUGGAAAUGGAGAGGCUGGUAUUAGACCUCUGCCUUGGUAUCCGGACAAACUUGCUUGGCAGGUCAACUUCUCCCGUAUGCAGCUAAGAAAAAACCAAACACUUGAGAGAUUUCACGAGUUCUUGAAGCAAGAAAAUGAGAUUGGAAACAUAACAAGACAAGAGGCUGUUAGUAUGGUACCUCCACUUUUCUUGGAUGUACAACCAGAUCAGCGUAUACUUGAUAUGUGUGCAGCUCCAGGUUCAAAGACAUGCCAGUUGCUGGAGAUGAUACACAGGUCCAACAAACCUGGAUCACUACCUGAAGGAAUGGUAAUUGCAAAUGAUGUUGAUUUCCGAAGAUGCAAUCUUCUUAUACAUCAAACAAAGAGGAUGUGCAGUGCCAACUUAAUUGUGACUAAUCAUGAAGCUCAGAAUUUCCCCUCCUGUCUUUUUAAGCCCGAAAGAGAGAUGACUAUUGAUAAUUUACCAUAUGGUAUUAAGGCAUGUGACAAAUCUCAAAAACUAAUAGAAAAUCAGUUACUUUUUGACCGUGUUUUAUGUGAUGUUCCCUGUAGUGGGGAUGGCACACUUCGUAAAGCACCUGAUCUAUGGAGAAAAUGGAACCCAGGAAUGGGGAAUGGUCUACAUCGUCUUCAGGUUCAAAUUGCUAUGCGUGGUAUAGCAUUACUUAAAGUUGGUGGGAGGUUGGUGUACUCAACUUGUUCAAUGAACCCUGUUGAGGAUGAAGCUGUUGUAGCUGAGAUUCUUCGAAGAAGUGGAGGGUCUGUUGAGCUUUUGGAUGUCUCUGCCGAGCUUCCUCAGUUGAUCAGGCGUCCUGGUCUUAAGACAUGGAAGGUGCGGGAUAAGGGUUGCUGGUUGACUUCUUACAAAGAAGUUCCUUCAAACAGAAAGGCAGUGAUAGUGCCCAGUAUGUUCCCUUCAGGUCAAGCUGGGGAGCCAAAGGAAGCAUCUGCUUUUGGUGAAGAAGAGAUAUCAGUCAAUGUGAAUGAGUUAGAAACUGAUACCUCUUUGCAGAAGCAAUGUCAAAUUGAUGAAAACUUCCCUCUCGAAAGAGGUAACUGUGAUGUGGGUGACGGCAUUGCUUUGAGUAAGACUUGUCAGGAAAAUGGGACAGAAAAGUGUUGCUCUCAAUCCAUAACUCCAGGAAAUCCAAAACCUAAAGCAAAAGAAGUUUCGAACUUUCCUUUGGAACGAUGUAUGAGGAUAUUGCCACAUGACCAAAAUGGAGGAGCCUUUUUCAUUGCUGUCCUCCAAAAAAUUUCUCAUUCAAAAGACAGACCAAGAGAGCAAGGGGGUUAUACGGAUGAAAGUGGCAAGACUGGAGAGCCAGCAAAGGAGGUCAAUGAGGCAUCAUGCGCGGGUAAUUCAAGCAUAAUUGCUAAUGCUGCACCAAGUGAUGAUAAUGGUGAUUUUGCUGAGGGAAGUGUGGCCUCAGAUUCUUUGGAUGAACAAGAGACUGUAGAAUUUGGUUCAGAAGCAGACCACUCUGAGUUCUGUCCAGAAGGCAAUGAGAUGGAGAAGGCUGAAGAAUGUGAGGAUGGCAUGACUGACUUGAACAGGGAGGGAGUUGGGAGAGGAAAGUUGCAGAUCCAGGGAAAAUGGAGAGGAGUCGAUCCUGUUGUAUUCUUCAUGGAUGAUAACAUAAUUAAUAAUUUAAGAAACUUCUAUGGCAUUGAUGAAUCAUUGCCCUUUCAUGGACAUCUUGUAACUCGAAAUGAUGAUGUCCACCAUGUGAAAAGGAUAUACUAUACAUCAAAGUCCGUUCAGGACGUCCUCAGGUUGAAUUUUUGUGUUGGUCAGCAGCUAAAGAUAACAUCUCUUGGAUUGAAAACUUUUGAAAGGCAGACAUCAAAAGAUUCUUCUACAUCAUGUGCCUUUAGGAUAUCUUCUGAAGGUUUACCCCUCUUGCUGCCAUAUAUGACCAAACAGCGGAUCCAUGCAUCACUAAAAGACUUUGUGCAUCUCUUAAAAUAUCGUACAAUUAAGUUUGCAGACUUUUGUGAUGCUGAGUUUGGUGAAAAGGCUUCAGAGUUGUCAGCAGGUUGUUGUGUUGUUGUAUUGCAUAAAGGGGAGGGUCCUGUUCCUGAUGUGAUUGUUGUUGAUGGGUCAACAAUUGCUAUCGGAUGUUGGAAAGGAAGAACAAAUCUGAGUAUCAUGGUGUCACAAGUAGAAUGUCAGGAAUUGCUUGAUAGGCUUAGUGGGCAGUCUUCGUCAUUACAAGAGACCAAGGAUGAGAACCACAACGGCUGUGUCAGCUAAUAAAUCCAAUUCAACUUGAGGAGGGCCCUGCAAAGCAUAACCUUUUUCAUGAUCAAGCCCCUUGUGUACGCUCCCUCAUGUUUCAACUGUUUUUCAGUGGCAAGUUCAUGCUGUGCGGGCUUUGCAUAUCCCCCAUUUAUGGCCAGCUUGUUCAAUGUAACCUUGAAAAAUCAAGCAGUUUAUAGCAAUCUGUUUGUGUGUUGAUGAUCU
This is a messenger RNA of Nymphaea colorata (pocket water lily), 2946 nucleotides long. RefSeq lists its product as uncharacterized. NCBI's taxonomy places the organism in Eukaryota, Viridiplantae, Streptophyta, Magnoliopsida, Nymphaeales, Nymphaeaceae. The record is from RefSeq and is a predicted model, not a curated record. Gene Ontology annotation, molecular function: RNA binding; tRNA (cytidine-N5)-methyltransferase activity. The coding region runs from base 130 to 2736 and encodes 868 amino acids. Gene Ontology annotation, biological process: RNA methylation. The transcript has 15 exons.